Cuscuta campestris is the source of this 1105-nucleotide messenger RNA. NCBI's taxonomy places the organism in Eukaryota, Viridiplantae, Streptophyta, Magnoliopsida, Solanales, Convolvulaceae. The record is from the annotation of a GenBank genome assembly.
CUAUAAAACAAUGUGUUUUGGCCCAAAAAAGGACAGCAAUGUGUUUUUGAGUGUUUUUCUUAACGUAGGAAAGUCUCUCUCUUUCUUUAUGCAUACCCCACGAAUCAAAAAUAAAAAAAACACUGCCCCACUGUGUUUCGAAGUCAAUUUCAAAACUCGGAAGUAUAUAUACGAAUCAGAGCUGAUCAAAAUGCCGAAAUUACAAUAACCCAAGAAGAUCUCGUGGAUUCCAGGAAGGAGACGACAAUGGAAGUCAUCAUUCAGCUGCAGAACCAAUUUGUAGGGUUCAUGAAUUCUCUCUAUAGUGAGGGCUUUUUGGAUGACCAGUUCCUGCAGCUCCAGAAAUUGCAAGAUGAGACCAACCCAGACUUUGUGGUCGAAGUCGUCUCCCUUUUCUUUAAAGAUUCUGAGAUACUCCUGCAGAAAAUGGCCAAUUGCUUCCAACAACAGUUUGUAGAUUUUGAGCAGGUUGAUGCCCAUGUCCACCAGCUCAAAGGUAGCAGUUCCAGCAUCGGUGCACAAAGAGUAAAGAAUGCGUGCAUUUCCUUUGCAAAGCAAUGCGAGAAGAGCCCCGAUCGAUACAUGAGGUGUCUUUUACAAUUGAAUCGCGAAUACAUCGAUGUGAGGAACAAGCUUCAAGCCUUGAUAACUCUUGAGAGGCAAAUCUUGGCAGCGGGAGGCACUGUUCCGGUGUUGUCAUGCACGCGUUGACUCGGACAGGAGUUUCUAUUUUGUUUCGUGACUUGAGUUUCUAUAAGCCACGAAACGUUAGUAUUUUUUUUUUCUUUUUUGUGUGAUAGAUUGUGGAAAUGGGAGUGGAAGUAAAUAGAAGAGAAUAUAAAUCAUCAAAUAUUAUGUCUUGUAAUAUAUGAUGUUUUGUUCCCUCAAGUUUGGAUCUCUCUUUAAGCUGAUUUACUUCUACUCCCAUUUCUGUUUGUGGCCAUAUUAAGAGCACUGUGAUGGACUCGUUUGAUUCCCAUAUUUACAUUUAUCACAACGUAAUCUUCUUCGUGAUUCUAUUUUGUGACCAUAUUUUAUGAUGUUAAAUCAUGCUUCUAAUGCAAACAUGACAUUAUAUGUUGCCAAAUCAAAUUGUUUCUUGGCA